Messenger RNA from Malus domestica (apple), 1394 nucleotides. RefSeq names its product vacuolar protein sorting-associated protein 9A-like. Gene Ontology annotation, molecular function: small GTPase binding; guanyl-nucleotide exchange factor activity. Gene Ontology annotation, biological process: vesicle-mediated transport. The record is from RefSeq and is a predicted model, not a curated record. Lineage: Eukaryota; Viridiplantae; Streptophyta; Magnoliopsida; Rosales; Rosaceae. Gene Ontology annotation, cellular component: cytosol; endocytic vesicle.
CCAUUAAUCUAAUACGCUGGUAGAUACUAUGCUGCUCCUCCUUGUUCUUCUUCUUGUUCAAAUUCUCGAGACAGAGUGAUGGCGGCGGCGGCUGUGGUUUUUUUGGCGGCAGUGCUCCUCUGAAACUGAAUUGGUCCAUUGCCAAAAGAGAGAAUGGAGGGAUCCUCGUCCUCUUCUUCCUCAUCCUCCUCAUCCGCUAUUUUCUACGACUUUCUCGAUCGAAUGCGAGACCCUGCUUCCCUCGAUCUCGUCCGAUCUAUCAAAAGUUUUAUCGUUUCCUUGUCGUUUUACGCGGCCAACCCUGAAAGUGAUGGCUAAAAGGUUCAGGAAUUCUACGCAAAGAUGGAAGAUAUUAUUAGGGAUCAUCCUUUGUGGGCAGGUGCCACGGAUGAGGAAGUCAAUUGUGCAAUGGAGGGUUUGGAGAAAUAUGUCAUGACAAAGUUGUUCUCCCGGACCUUUGCUUCUUCACCCGAGGAUGCAAAGAUUGACUGUGAAACCUCGCACAAAAUACACUUGCUGCAGACCUUCUUGAAGCCUGAGCAUCUGGAUAUUCCAGUAGUUCUGCGCAACGAAGCUUCAUGGCUGCUUGCAGAAAAAGAAUUGCGGAAAAUCAAUGCCUUCAAAGCCCCUCGUGAAAAGCUUCUGUGUAUUAUGAAUUGUUGCAAGGUCAUUAACAGUCUGUUGCUGAAUGCAUCAAUGUCAGAGAAUCAUGUAUUAGCAGGAGCUGAUGACUUCCUUCCUGUCCUUAUUUAUGUCAUGAUCAAGGUCAAUCCUCCACAGUUGCAUUCCAACCUCAAAUUUAUUCAGUUAUAUCGAAGGCAGACAAAACUUGUGUCGGAAGCGGCUUAUUACUUCACCAAUCUUGUCUCGGCCAAAACAUUUAUUUUUGAGUUAAAUGCGAAAUCUAUUUCUAUUGAUGAAAUUGAAUUUGAAAAGAGUAUGCAAGAUGCAAGAUUGACCAAUAAAGCAACAGAAAAGGGCGCCACACAUGCUUUGGAAGAAAUGACAGCCUCACAAGGCCAGACAGAUCCUGGUUCAUCAGCGGCAUCGCAUUAUAAAGGAAGAAGCGGUUCAUCAAAUUACCCUUAUGUGGACAAAGAGGCUGGAGAUUUGACAGUUGGAGAUGUCGAAAGACUGCUAAGCGCGUAUAAGGAAGUGGUUACCAAGUAUACGAGUCUCUGCGGCUGUUAGAAAGCUUUCUUUUUCAAGGACUGAACCCCAUGCCACUGGUUUAGAAGCCAGAAAUGUAGUGUUGACAGAGUCGGAGGAAACAGAUAAGAAUUCUGAUCAAAGAGGAUGAAGGGGCAACUUCCAAGAUCAGUUACCAUUUUCAAAAUCAUGACAAACAAAGUUUUGCUAGGCACACAAUGAAUAAAUAGCCUUUUCUUUCUCCA